Molecule: messenger RNA, 2419 nt
Organism: Prorocentrum cordatum
Lineage: Eukaryota; Dinophyceae; Prorocentrales; Prorocentraceae
Source: the annotation of a GenBank genome assembly
UGGCACAGGAGGAGGAACAGAAGGAGAAGGGGGACUGAGGGGAGAGGAUAAGGCUGGAUGUGAGGAGGGAGCGUGGCUCGGCAAAUUUCUCAUCCGAACGUGCCGCAAGCCCAACCAAACUCGCUGGCGUCUUGUUAAAACGGAUUGCAAGGCGAUCCUCGUCGCCUGAUGACUGCGCGCACACAAGAGGGUGGGUGCGCCCCCCUCGCGCCAUUCCACUGUGCACGCUGCUGGUGCAAGGCGGUUCUCGUCGCCUAGUAGACCAGCUUCGUCGCGCCCACGCGGUGGGCCUUCGGGAUCGGCUCCAUCAGGGCAGCCUCCGACUUGCUCUUGUUGAAGUACAGCUUGACCUUGCCGAUCUCCUCGACCCUGUUCGCGGCCGUAGUCCCACGGGAAAUCUCCCGUUCCCGCGGCCGGGUGCGGGGAGUAGUCGGCCAGCGGAGGGGGCGGCGCCGACCUGAUCGCCGCGGGCGUCGGGAUGCCCCGCGUCUCGAAGUACCUCGGGUUCACCCAGACCUCGUCCCUGAACCCGUAGCGCGGCUCCACGUGGUUGAUCCAGUACGGGUCGAGGCCGCCGAUAUGUGCGUCAGGCUGGCGUUGUGACAGAUCUCGAAGAUGAGCUCCUCUGUCGCGUCCCUCGACCUCAUUUGCACGUACGGCUCUGUUCCACGCCCCGCACGACGGCCGUCGAAGCGGACGAGGACGACGCCAAACUCGAGGAAGCUGCCAGAGCCCAGCAAGGUCUCGUUCAGGAUCUCGGCCUCGUAGUUGCCGCUGUGAAGAUUCCAGAAGUCGAUCGUCUUGCGCCCGCCCAUCUCGGCCAUGAAGGCUUUCAUCGGGUGGGCGUGGAUCAUGUGCCCACUCAGCAUGUCGAUGUUGCCGUCGGUGUCGAAGCCGAGCUUUGUAGAGUUCUCGUGCGGGGAAAUGCAGCCCAGGAAGAGCCAGGCCUUGCGCCACUUGCUCCAGAGGUUCAUGUAGAAGUAGGGGCGGGGCUCCAUGAUGAGGCCGCGCCAGCCAGCAAGCUCAAGCAGGAGCGUGUUGCUGUUGAUCUCGCCGUCCCCAGCGUUGGAGUCCACGUAGAAGCCAUUGGUGACGUUCUCGAAGACCUGCGUCAGCAGUUUCACGUCCUGCUGGGCGCUGCUGAAGCUCUGGAUGUUGUCCCCGCUCUCCAGGCUGUACUCCCACUCCUGGCCGUCGAUGAACGGCAUUGAGGAGUAGUGGUAGACGGGCAACGAGUCGCCAGUGCGCGGCGAGCCGACGCCCCAAGGCAACCCGGCAGCGACCUCUGCCACGGUCUCGGCAGCGCUGUCGGCCCGGCCCUUUUCGCCAGAGGCCUCGGCGGCCUGUCGGGGUUGCCAAAGGUUGCCCUGGCCCGAGAUGCCCCCGACUUUUCGCUAAAUUUUCGAACCCUUCAGGCCCUCUUCAGGAGCGCGCCAAGCGGUCAGCACAGACAAGGUAGCAGGCAGCAGGCUCAAGGAAAAGCAUAGUGAAAACUCAAACUUAUUGACUGAUUUGUGUCCUCUCGUGAAUACGCAUUCGAAAUCGCAAAGGAUCGCGGAAAGGCGGCCCAUGAGAGCGGACAACACCAGUCAGCAGCAAACUGGGCCGCAAGUCUCUGAGGAUGAACAUUGCAAGAUCCAGCACGAAGGACCAGCUCGUGCUGACUGGCCAAGUCGUCCGCGACCCAACUGGGCCUCCCUGGCUGGGGCCUCCCCAUGCCAGGGACACCUCUGCAGAGGAGCGCAAAACAGCCAUUGACAUCCCGGGCAUCUGUUCCGAGCGGCCACGCAGCGACAACACCGCGGUGCGCGGCGGGCGCCGCCCUCUGAACCGUUCGAGGGCUGCCACUUCAUGGCCGGUGCCCUCUCCUGCCGCGGCGCCGCUGCGGCCGCUCCAGCUCCGUCCGCGCGACCUCGCCCGCGGCGCACCGAACGGGGCUUUUGCCGUGGAGCGGCCGCCCUCUCCUCGGCGUUCGGCCCGUGGUGCGGUGCUGCUUGGUGGCCAGCGUCGUCUCGUCGAGGUGGCCCCUCGUGUCCGCGCCCGGGCUCACCCCCUCCUGGCCAGGGCAAGCUUUGGCACUUGAUGCCGGCCAUGAGGGUCGCACGGAGCGCCGCCGCUCCCACUCGCCUUUCCUCCACGGUCGUCCGCCCCGGCUCAGUCUGCUUUUCUCCUGCGCGCUGGCAUGGCAGGCGCCAGGGAGAGUACUCUCCUCGUGUCCGCCGCGGCGCGGCAUCGAAGGAGCAGGCCCAAGGGGCACUUUCCGCGCCCAGCUGUUACUCUGAAGCGGUCGAGCGCCUGAGCCCAAAUGGCCAUAGACGUCGGGCAGCGAAGAGGGUGCAUCUGCGUGUUGGCCCAGGGGGGCAUGGAUACAGAUCAGCACAUACCUAUAUCCGCCACCGUGCCUCUGGGCACGGAGUGG